Molecule: messenger RNA, 1231 nt
Organism: Formica exsecta
Lineage: Eukaryota; Metazoa; Arthropoda; Insecta; Hymenoptera; Formicidae
Product: THAP domain-containing protein 5
Exons: 3
Coding region: 243-1070 (275 amino acids)
Source: RefSeq, a predicted model, not a curated record
AACUUACAACUUUUCCAUUAGAGCGAAAAAUUGAUUGGCUACCUCGUCGCCUUUUGCCGCGCGGCAAGUGUUUCCGCGUCCUGUGUGCAGAAGCCAAAAGAAGUAAAUUGGCAACAUUAAAAAUUACUGAUGCUACGUUUCAUUUCUCCUACUCCCACCAGUAAAUCAGCUGAUGAGAAAAGUUAGGUUUAUGAGUGAAAAAUAUCAAGUUUGUAUAUAGUGCACGUAUAAAAAUAAAAAAUAUGCCAAUGACUUGUAGCAUACUUGGCUGUUCAAGUAGAUAUUCCAAAGAAAAAAAUAUCAAAUUUUUUCGCUUUCCCCUCAAAGAUAAAUGUCGAUUGACAGCCUGGUUGAAUGCGAUAAAAAGAGAAAAUUGGACUCCUAGUAAAUAUGAUACAGUCUGCAAUGAACAUUUUACCGCAAAUGAUUUUGUGCCUUGUCGAGAGGCUUAUAAAACAUUUUUAAGACCAACAGCAAUACCUUCUAUAUUUCCUUCAUCCACAAAAAGUAACAAAAGGAAAAAAUACAAAACCAGAACAAUAGAUAAUGAAAAUAAAAAGAAUGAGGAAGAUAAUAUAGAGAAAAAUAACUCUUAUGAAGGAAAUUUUACAAAUAUUAACAUUGAGAUAGAUAGUACAAUAGAUAAAGAUAUAAAUAAUUCACAUAUUAAUAUCCAGUCAGAAAUAAGUAAUGAAAAUAUUGAAAAUGUGCAUACGAUAGAAGAUGUAAUAGAGGAGCCAAAUACAUAUAAUGGAAACAUCAAUGGUAACAUUAAUCUAGAAACAUGUAAUUCAGAAACAGGUAUAAUAGAAGAGCCAUGCGUAACAUCAUCAAUAUAUGAGUCAAUGAAAAUUGAAAAAAAUCGAGUAAAUAACUAUGAUAGUUUAGACUGUUUGAGAUUGCACUGUAUAAAGAAAUCACCAACUUCUACCGAAGUAAAUUUGCGCCAUAAAAUUCGCAUGUUACAGCAGAAACUGCGUAGGAGAGAUGCUAAAAUUAUAUAUUUGCGACGGCUUUUGACACAUUUAAAACAGAAGGAGGAUAUUUUAUCUGUCAUCCAACAUCUAUAAAAAAUUAUCAGUUAAUGCACAACUAAGCUUUCAAACAGAUGUAUUAUAGAACAAUAUAUAUAAGACUUCUCUCAUAGUAGUUUUGUAAUGUGCGAAGUCUUAUUACCUUUUCAUAAGCCAUACCUUAAAUAAAUAAAUUUUGUUUCCACAAGUAUAAAAAA